CUUAACAUCCAUUUUCAGCAGUGCUUGUUUUCCGUGCGGUGCAGUAGAUGUCCAAGGAAAGGAGGGAGAAGUCGCCUCAGUCCAAGGAAAAAAACUCCCACAGCUCACACAACUCCCGCUACAGACCUUAUCACAACCAUAGGAAACACGGUGCAAUUAACAAUGGGAAACGAAUUCCAGAUAGAUGGUUGAAUUAUGAUCCAGUUGGUCGGGAUCUUGAGGGAACUCCGUUCGUGCCAUUCAAAACACCUCUUGACAAAUCUUUUUUCAUUGGAAAGGAGGACUUAUCCGAAAGUGAAUGCUUCGACGUUGACCGGAUAGUGAAAUAUGCUAGGGAGCAGGGUAAAACGAUAGGACUCGUUGUUGAUCUCACAAAUACGGACAGGUACUAUAAGAAAACUGAUUGGGAUGAGUACAACAUAAGAUAUGUUAAAAUGAAUUGCCCGGGACAUGAAGUGAGCGACCGCGAAGACAUCAUUCAAAAGUUUAUGGAAACUGUUGACGAUUUUGUUGGCAACCCUGACAAUAGUGAUAAAUUGAUAGGCGUGCAUUGUACCCAUGGAUUGAAUCGUACUGGUUACUUGAUAUGUCGCUAUCUCAUUGAGCGGAAAGGAUGGUCUGCUGCGCAGGCAAUAUCAUUGUUUGAGUUUUCGCGUGGUCAUCCUAUCGAACGCGGACACUACAAGAAGAGUUUGUACGAAGCUGAGGAACGGAUACGAGAGAAUGCGCUGUCAACGAAAUCAGCAAACGGACAAGCAUGAUCAACGAGCAACGGAUCCUGUGCCUGUGAAUAAUCGCUAUCUAUCUGGUAAUGCAUCUCUGUCCAUGAUCACUGUGCAUUUUUGCUGUUGUUGAGAAUCAAAUUUUGUGUGUACGGGUCUCUAGCAUCUUGAAGUUUUUGAACUUGGGAAAGAUGUGUGUUUGGUUACGCCAUUCAAAAUGUUGUUCUCUUAUGCUCUGCUUACCCGAUCAUUGUUAACAUCAUUCAAUCCCAAAUCUGGUGAAUAUCUCUGGCAAUAAAAAGGUGAAUUACGAACACU
Cylicocyclus nassatus is the source of this 1040-nucleotide messenger RNA. The record is from the annotation of a GenBank genome assembly. Lineage: Eukaryota; Metazoa; Nematoda; Chromadorea; Rhabditida; Strongylidae.